AUGGCUGCUGCUUCUCUUUCACUUCUCCGCCUUCAACCUCCCUCGAUAUCCCAUUCCACUAAUACCCACCACUUUUUCCAGAUUCCCCAUCAUAUCCCAAUUCUUCCUCACUGCAAAACCCCCAAAUUCAAGCUUUUAAAGAAAAUAUCAUUUGCUCUUGCAGAAUCAUCAGAUUCUCCAAAUUCCCUUGAUUCUGAAGUUCAGAUUCUCCUCAAAGAACUCUCUGAUGUUUUUGUUCUUCCGGCAGAUUAUUUUUCGCAGCUGCCUCGAGAUCUUCGGUUAGAUAUGAAUGAUGCAGCUUUUGAUCUUUCAAAUGGGCCAGUCAAAGAUGAGUGUGGUGAAGAUUUGGGACAGACAUUAUUAAAUAUAAGUCGGGCAUGGGAACGAGCAGAUACAGCAACGUCUGCAACUCUAGUAAGCAAGCUCCCUUUGUUAGUUCGUACUCUGACGGACAGUAAUAAAUCAGCUCUGGGCAAGCGCUUGAUAUCUGCUGGGAGGAGGUUCCAGUCAAUGGGCCAAUAUGGUCGAGGUGAACUACAGAUGAUUGCGAAAGUGAUGAUUAGGACUGGAAAUCUUUUGUCUUCAAGUCCGGUAUCUGAGACAGCUAAUGAAGAACCUAAACCUGAAAGCAGGAUGCUGAAGUUUGGAGAGCUACAAGUUGAACUAACUUCAGAAAAAGCAUACAUUGGGGCUUUUAUUGGCUUUGUUUUUGGCAUCAGCGUAACAUUGGAUUUAUCGACAAUGGGUUAA
Molecule: messenger RNA, 750 nt
Organism: Fraxinus pennsylvanica
Lineage: Eukaryota; Viridiplantae; Streptophyta; Magnoliopsida; Lamiales; Oleaceae
Source: the annotation of a GenBank genome assembly